ACUUAGUAAAUGGAUUAACUAGUAAAACGAAAAAUGCAGUUUCUCGAUGAUACUAGUCACAUUUCAAGUGUUCAUUUACACAGUGUGCCUGGUGGCUACCUCAAUGGACAGUUUUAGCAAUGCUGGGAGGGUCUCUCCAAUAGCUCCUUGCCUUUUGUGACACCUGUGGGAAGCAGGGCCAGGGGAACUUAGCUUUGCUAGUUAAACCAGCCUCACUUUUUUGUGCUAGAAGUUUGUGGGGAAAGAGAGUGAAACGAGGUGAUUCAGCACAGUCUCCCUAUUUUCCCAAUGGUGAGACUGAAGCUCAGAAGGGCCAGUUUAGCUCCAGCCACCUGUGGUAGAGCCACAGCAAGAACUGCUGCUGUGGAUGACCAGGCCCCUUUCACCCUCCCCAGGAACUCCAUUCUGUGUUCUUCCCAUGGGUGUCAGCAGAUGUGCCAUGGAAACACCAGCAGUAGCUUGGGUGAGAUGAAGGACGAGCUCCUCCUUCACUUGGCUGGGCUUCUCAACACUCUAUUGCCCAAGGUUGGUUGUCCUUGCAGAGAUAUGGGACAUCUGGAGGCAGCCUCUGACUUUGGGAAACCAAAAGAGCACUGACUUGUACUGCUCCCUAGAAAGCUCCUCCAGAGAAGCCUUUCCUGUAGCUGACUUGCUAUUUGUGUAUAUUCCAGGCAGAAGCUGCCUUCCUGGGUUUGGAGCUGUGGCCAGAGGGGGCAAUUUGCAUGUGGGAACCCAGCAGCUGCCAGAACUGCAGUGGCCCCAGCAAUGUUUUCGGCCUUAUAGCUGCCAGUUAUCUGACCUGGGCCCCAGUGCCUUACUCUCAUGCAGCAUCACAGGUUGCCAGGUAGAAAUGGAUAAAUAAAUCUAGAACUCUGGAAUAGGAUUAAGCAAGCCUGGAGUUUCUCAUUUAGAACUCACCAGAACUCCCUAAGGGAUAAUGACUCUUCUUGCUUUUCACCUAAGUUGAUAAGCACCCUGUGCACUUUAAUCUCCUGUCAGUACCAUCGGGCCAACUGAAGACAAGGUUUUGAAAUCUCAGCUGUAAAAGACAUCCAGCCAAACUCUCAGUCUUGCCUUAACAAUGUUCCAGAGGCUGAAUAAAAUGUUUGUGGGUGAAGUCAGUUCUUCCUCCAACCAAGAACCAGAAUUCAGUGAGAAAGAAGAUGAUGAAUGGAUUCUUGUUGACUUCAUAGAUACUUGCACUGGCUUCUCAGCAGAAGAAGAAGAAGAAGAGGAGGAGGACAUCAGUGAAGAGUCACCUACUGAGCACCCUUCAGUCUUUUCCUGUUUACCGGCAUCUCUUGAGUGCUUGGCUGAUACAAGUGAUUCCUGCUUCCUCCAGUUUGAGUCAUGUCCAAUGGAGGAGAGCUGGUUUAUCACCCCACCCCCGUGUUUUACUGCAGGUGGAUUAACCACUAUCAAGGUGGAAACGAGUCCUAUGGAAAACCUUCUCAUUGAACAUCCCAGCAUGUCUGUCUAUGCUGUGCAUAACUCCUGCCCUGGUCUCAGUGAGGCCACCUGUGGGACUGAUGAAUUACAUAAUCCAAGUAGUCCCAGAGUGGAAGCUCAAAAUGAAAUGGGGCAGCACAUUCAUUGUUAUGUUGCAGCUCUUGCUGCUCAUACAACUUUUCUGGAACAACCCAAGAGCUUUCGUCCUUCCCAGUGGAUAAAAGAACAUAGUGAAAGACAGUCUCUUAACAGAAAUAGCCUUCGUCGCCAAAAUCUUACCAGGGAUUGCCACUCUCGGCAAGUCAAGCACAAUGGCUGGGUUGUUCAUCAGCCCUGUCCGCGUCAGUACAAUUACUAAGAAUUUUAAGUUUUAUUGGUUGGUUUCUCUUGGUUUGUGCAUAUGUGUAUGGAUGUGUGUAUAUGUACAAUGAAAGUGUUGUCUCUUUACAACCAAUUGAUAACCAAUCACAGUUUUAUCAGUGUAUUUAGACACUAUCUUGAAAACCAGAUUUAUAUGCUGUGUAUCACAUAAUGCCUUGCCUUUAACAUUUACUUUUUUGUACACUUUUUCAGAUUAUUUCUGGAAACAUAUCAAUAUAAUUACAGUGUUUGGUGUUUGGGGGUGUCUUUAAAUCUAUUAGGGUGUACAUUAGUCAGCAUUUUAAAGACAUUUCUUCCCAAGUACGAGAAUAGGCAUCUUUCAUUUUCAUUUUAUUUUGUAUUAAUCUUUUGAGCAAGCAAAAAUUUAUUCUCAGGGUCAGCUAUACACUUUAUUGACCAGUACUUGAUAAUCUCUCUGUAUAUGAUGAAUACAUUUUUACACACUAAUAUGAGCAUUAACAGGUGAUAGUUGCCAUGGAUAUAAUGGAAUUAUGGCUGGACUUUCUUUUGAAAGAAAACAAUGUAUUCUGUGCGUAUGGUUUUUCCCCAGAUUAGUCAUGCAGUUCAUCUGGAAUUCAGGUACAUUAAGCUUUAGUGAAGAGUGCAUUCAGUGAUUCCAAUGUGACUGCAUGACGUGGUACAGACAUUACAGGUGUUGUAGACAGAGGCACUUGUCCCGUGCAGAGGGAUUAAAUUAGACCUGUGAAAUUUUAUUUGGAAAAAUUCAUGUCUGUAACUAACCCAUUAGUGCAGUAUUUAAUUUGUUACGAUUCCUUCCUGCCAGUUCUGCCCACUCCUCACCUUGCUCUCAACUAUAAAUUCGGAAAUACUUGUCCAGGCACUUGAGUGACUUCGUAUUUCUCUCUGCCCAUGGGAAAAGAGAUAGGCUUUAUAUUUCCAUACAGAGUGAAAAAUCCUCUGUCAUGGAGCCUGUCCUGCCAAGUGGCAAGCAAGGGUGUGGGGGAAUGUCUGCUGAUGUCUUUCAUGGUAUCUGAGUGAAGAGUGACAGGUUGGCUCAACUUUUUUCUUUUUCUUUUUUAAUUGCCUUGUAAGUAUUCUUCCCUGCAGUCCAAAUGACCUUUUUUUUUUUUUUUUUUUAACUUCAGGCAAAAUCUUUAACCACUCUGGCCUCUGUUUCCCCCACCAACAGGGGAGCAGUGACAUUUACCUCCCUCACAGAGUCACUGUGAGGAUUCUAUACUGAUUUGAAGUGGGGCUGUUCAGAACUGAACCUUGUAGGAAAUUCCAAGGGCCUUUCUACUGAAUCUGGUGAUGGGGUGGGGCCGUGGCACUUUCUCUGCCACAGCUGUUCUUCACAGUGUUGGUGCUAAUGAGGCCAGGGUGCAGGGUUCGAUUCACACGUUGGCCAGUUAACUUAGAGAAAAUCUAUUUCCUUACCUCUAGCCAGUCACUUCCUUUUUCCGCAGUUGUGAUGGGUUUUGCUGAGCCAUCCACUCUGACUGAUUUCCUCUGAAGUAAACACAUUCACAAUCCAAAGCAAUUCUACUGACAGAAGUGUUGCCUACAUAAUCAAACAGCUUGUUUUUCCAUCUCCUCUGCAACCCUAAUUAAAUGAGUACAGGUCUGUAAAAUGUUUUCAAGGAGAAAAGCAGCAUAUACUUAUGUGAAGUAUUAUAUUUUUCAAUAACCCUGUAGUGGCUUGAUGCAGGGAACCCUGGGAGACUUUCAGGGAAGAGCUGUGCUCUUCUCUGACUAGACUAGAGCGUUUGGAGUGGAAGAGGUCAAAUGUGUAGUUAGAUGGAGGUUUUACAUUGUUCUUCUACUGGCUGUGAUGAAGUGCCAGAAUGUCUCCUUAGAACAAGAGUCUAGAUCCCCCCUUUCUCCUUAUUGCCCUUUCUGUUUUGACUUCCCCUUUAUUUGUUGUCUAAUUAGGGGCCAAGUCUGUAAAGUUUUGUCAAAGUGAGUUAGAAGUUGUUUUCUUACCAUUUGUGUUUACCAGAGUUGGGAGAUAAGGUAGAGUUUCCAUGAAGGUGUGUAUGUUUUAUACGAUGUUUGUUAUAGGGCCAUGCAUUGGUAACCUGAAAAUAGACCAGCUUAAUGUCUUCAGGAUGUAAACCUCUGAAUACACGGCGUCUCUUUUUCAUACGUUGCAUGUAAGUUGUUAGUACCUCACAAGCUACAGAAGUUCAGCCAUUAGAUUUUGUUUGGCAGCAUGAACAGAUUUGUGUAUUAACUGCAAUGGCCUUUUUUCCAGAUUUCCUUAUUGACUUUUUGUUUGCCUUAUCUGGGGCUAGUUUUUUACGCUUUGUACCUAGAAAACAAAAAAUUACAUUCACUGGGCUUUUUUUCAAGGUUGGGAUUACCACACCACCCGGAAUAUCAUACUGUGGUUUCUGCCUAAAAUUGGCACAUGUAAGUGUUGAAGAAAAUGGUUAUAUAAUUCAGUUGAAACUCUUGGUCAUUAGAUGUUAGACAUCUCCUGUGUGUAAGACACAAGGCCAACCACAACACAAAACGAUGUUGACCUGUUAAGUAUUCUCUGAAACACGGCCAAAAUGCAUUUUAUUAUGAGCUUUUUUUUUUUCUUGCUAUUAUAAAUAUUAGUGGUUUACAAUGUGCUUUAGUCAUAUUUCUUUAAAAUGCAAGCAGUGAGAAAUAAGACCCCUCUGAAUUAGUAGCUCUAAACUGUUAACAUAGAAUGUUACUUGGAAAAAGUCUGGAAUACGUGGUGUACACAGCAGUGCUUCGUGAAUGAGUUUCUUAGCUUUUACAGUGCACCAUGUUUCUCAAAGUUUGUUUUUGUUGAUAAAACAUUUUAUAAUAUAUAUCUUAUGUUUAUUUUUCUUCCUCAACUAAUUGUGUACUGCACUGUAAGUGGAAAAUUAGCCAUCCAUUAUUUAUCUUCUGUGGCAAUGCAUUUAUAUGGUUGAUUGGGUGGGGAAUUUUUUGCAGAAAGAUGCACAGUGAUUGGAUUUUUGACUUCCUAUCGCAGGGACCUUUUAAGAAAUAUUAAUUUCCUGUACAUUUUUCCUAUCCCCAUGCAAACUGUUCCUGUUUACAUACCUUCUCUGUUGUAUCAGUACUUUGAGUGAGAAGACAGUUUAUUUAAAACUUGAGCAGGCUGUUCAGCAUUGUUUCUGCUUCUCAAAUCUGUAUAGUACACUGGUUUGUAAUCAUUAUGUCUUCAUUGAAAUCCUUGCUACUUCUCUUUCUCCUCGAUGAAAUACAUUAUAUAUUAUCUUUAUGUACUCUUAAGAAAAACGAGCAAGGAAGAGUAUCUUCAUUAUUCUCAUUUGCUUUGAGUUGGAAACAAAAAUAUAAAGGACUCCAACUAGAAGAUACUUACAUUUAAAUAGAUUAGUGGGAAAAGUUUAAGAGUUUCCACGUAUUAAUUUUUGUUCUUUGAGUCAAUUAAGAGACUGCUCCUUGUACUGGGAGACACUAGUAUAUGUUUGUUAAUGUUACUUUAAAAUUAUCUUUUUAUUUUAUAAGGCCCAUAAAUACUGGUUAAACUUGUUAAAAGUUGGGCUUCUAUCUUGGAUGGUUUCACUGCCAUCAGCCAUGCUGAUAUUUUAGAAAUGGCAUCUCUACCUACUUAUUUUAAUGCUUAAAAUUAUACAUAAAAUGCUUUAUUUGGAAAACCUACAUGAUACAGUGGUGUCAGCCUUGCCAUAUAUCAAUUUCACUUGAAAUUUGACACCAAUUAAAGUGGUUUAAGGUGGAGAAAGAGGUACUGGAAAGCAUGCAGAUGAGGAUAUCUUUUAUGUCCAACAGUAUCCUUUGCAUGGGAGGAGAGUUACUCUUGAAAGGCAGGCAGCUUAAGUGGACAAUAUUUUGUAUAUCAUUGAGAAUUUUCUUUACGACACUUUUAAAAAUUGUGUAAUUGUUAAAUGUCCAGUUUUGCUCUGUUUUGCCUGAAGUUUUAAUAUUUGUUUUCUAGGUGAACCUCUGAAAACCAAACCAGUACCUGGGGAGGUUAGAUGUGUGUUUCAGGCUUGGAGUGUAUGAGUGGUUUUGCUUGUGUUUUGGUUGUGUUUUCCUCCAGAGAUUUUGAACUUUUAAUAAUUGCAUGUGUUAUUUUUUUUUAAGUGGCUUUUUUUCAAGUAAAAUUGUGAACAUAUUUUCUUUAUAGGGGCAGGACAUGAGUUAUGGAGACUGAAGAGUAUUGUAGACUGUACAUGUGCCUUCUUAAUGUGUUUCUGGACACACUUUUUUUUUUUCGUCAACUUGAAAAUUCAAAAGGGACAUUUGGUUAGGUUACUGUACAUCAAUCUAUGCAUAAAUGGCAGCUUGUUUUCUUGAGCCACUGUCUAAAUUUUUUGUUUUUAUAGAAAUUUUUUAUACUGAUUGGUUCAUAGAUGGUCAGUUUUGUACACAGACUGAACAAUACAGCACUUUGCCAAAAAUGAGUGUAGCAUUGUUUAAACAUUGUGUGUUAACACCUGUUCUUUGUAAUUGGGUUGUGGUGCAUUUUGCACUACCUGGAGUUACAGUUUUCAAUCUGUCAGUAAAUAAAAUGUCCUUUAACUUCGCA
This is a messenger RNA of Macaca mulatta (Rhesus monkey), 6325 nucleotides long. Lineage: Eukaryota; Metazoa; Chordata; Mammalia; Primates; Cercopithecidae. The record is from RefSeq and is a predicted model, not a curated record.